Molecule: messenger RNA, 1014 nt
Organism: Zasmidium cellare ATCC 36951
Lineage: Eukaryota; Fungi; Ascomycota; Dothideomycetes; Mycosphaerellales; Mycosphaerellaceae
Exons: 3
Coding region: 1-1014 (337 amino acids)
Biological process (GO): tRNA wobble uridine modification
Cellular component (GO): elongator holoenzyme complex; nucleus; cytosol
Molecular function (GO): tRNA binding
Source: RefSeq, a predicted model, not a curated record
AUGGCUCCAACACCUUCACUCCAACAUCGACGAACCCACAACUUGCUACUCAUCUCAAAAUUGCUGAACCAACGCGAUGCAUCGUCACCGUUCACCCUGAUAUUCGAUAGCCUCGAGCAGUCGGGAAAACCGCUGUUGGCCGAGUACGUGAAGCGAGCAAAUACUUCCAAAGUACAAGUCGUCUUUGUCUCGUUUGAGACACUGCGCAAGCCGCGGGAUGUUGAUGUCUUUGUCGAGGCCUGGAAACAGAGUUUGCAGGCUUGGCAGAAGGCCGUGGUGGAUUGUUUGAAAGUCGACCAAAGUCAGAAAAAGCUCUUGGUCUUCGACAGUCUCAACACUCUGGCCGCUACACAAAGCUCAAAUCUUCCGGGUCUGCUAUCAGCCUUCAUCACUCCAACUACGUCUCUGCUCGCACUUUACCAUACCGAUGUCCCCAUAGCAACGUCCGGUCCUGGAGGUCGAGACGCAUACUCACCUUCAGCUCUGACUCUGCUGAGAUACUUGGCUACGACGAUCUUCACGACUCAUUCCAUACAUCACGUCCUGGCAAGGAAAGCAGCACGGGACAGGAGCUUUGCAGAACCAUCGUUUGGUCUGGAAGAAGGCGUUGAAGGCGUCUUGCAAGGCCUGGGUGCGAACGGGUCUGAUGGCCUGGUGCUGGAGAUGGAGCAUCGGAGGAAGAGUGGAAGGGGUGUGCGGGAGUGGUAUUUCUUGCCCAUACGAGAUGAUGUUCUGAAAGCCACGCCAUCGGUUGGCAGGGCGAGAGAGAUUGUUACGUUACUCGAAGACCAUCCUCAAUACCGAUCGCCGGAAGAGUCGACCGCUGGUGCUCAGGAAGGCGAUGGAGAAGCUGGAACGACAUUUGAGCUUGGUCUUACCGACAAGCAGAGACGUGAUAGAGAAGGGGUCGUCCUGCCAUACUUCGAUGCGCAGAAAGGUGGCGGAGAGGGAGGACGGAUUCUGUACGACAUGGGCGAGGAGGAUGACUUUGAUGAGGAAGAAGACGAGAUAUGA